AUGGUACUUUGUAUAAGUGUGGAUUUUGUUUACCACAACAAUGCCCCUUUGUCAACGGUCAUCGAUCAUUUCGUAUUGACUUCAUGCGGAAUUUUGACCAUUGUAAAGAUAGCGCUGUUACGGUUGCAUCACGACGACCUGCUGAAGAACCUAGGCAGCGCAGUGUGUGAUUGGACGUAUAUCACAAAACAGGAUCAUCGGCAAGUCAUGUUUCACUAUACCAAUCUGGGCAGAUUUGUCUUCUUCUUUCAGAUGGGUUCCUCGUAUUUUGUCAUCAUGCCAUUGGUAGUCGGACCACUCCUGUCCUCUGCGAUGUUGCCUUCCUCACAGAACGUCACAUUAACUGCAAAAUCCCAGAGAGAGAUGCGAGCUAUGGAAUUACCUCACGAGAUGAUCUGUCCGUUUGAUGCUCAGCUCGUUUGCUACGGUAUAUAUAUUCUUCAAACUGUUCAGCUGAUCACGACAGUCACGGGGAAUGUUGGCAGCGACGUUUUUCUCUUUGGAGUUUGCAUGCAUCUCUGUGGUCAGCUGGAACUGCUCGGUCUAGAACUGUUGCGGUUCCACGAAGAGAAGAAGAACGGUUGUGGGAAACGAACUAAAAUGGUCACACUGAUCGAGAGACACUGUUUUCUUCUGGAUCUAGCCAAAGACAUCGUUAAUACACUCGAUAUCAUUUUGAUCGCUCAACUGAUUCUCCACGCUUCGCUGAUAUGUUUAAUAGGUAAUUAA
Molecule: messenger RNA, 729 nt
Organism: Vollenhovia emeryi
Lineage: Eukaryota; Metazoa; Arthropoda; Insecta; Hymenoptera; Formicidae
Exons: 1
Coding region: 1-729 (242 amino acids)
Biological process (GO): sensory perception of smell; detection of chemical stimulus involved in sensory perception of smell
Cellular component (GO): plasma membrane
Molecular function (GO): olfactory receptor activity; odorant binding
Source: RefSeq, a predicted model, not a curated record